Cydia strobilella is the source of this 2203-nucleotide messenger RNA. Its product is annotated as immunoglobulin domain-containing protein oig-4-like. The record is from RefSeq and is a predicted model, not a curated record. Bases 174 to 665 code for a protein of 163 amino acids. The transcript has 4 exons. NCBI's taxonomy places the organism in Eukaryota, Metazoa, Arthropoda, Insecta, Lepidoptera, Tortricidae.
UAUAUCAAGCAGGGGACGAGACAAGGGCCCUCCUGCGAUCACCUCCGCCAUUAGUCAAUUGGGAGAUUGGCGCGUCGAGCGUGCAGAGCUGCAGUCGCGCAGAAACCUCGCGAGCCCGCGCCAGCGCCCAGGUCACCUGGACCAUCUCUUCCCGCCAAUAAGAACCUAUCAAAAUGUUCUUCCUUAGAGCUAAAAUUCUCUUAGGAUUGUUCUUAGUAUUCUGGUUUAUAAUCGAGCCCGCAAGUGCGCGUCGUGGACGUUCUAGAGGUAGAACGAAAUCCAAGGUGCAAAUUGGCUUACCUAUUACUGGGAAAUAUAGAGACCCGGAAUCCGAUCAAUAUUACAACAACAACGAUGGAGCCAAGAUCCUGCUGGCUUCGCACUUCGAUCUUGAGUACGUGUUGGGCCACAAGAUCGCCUUCCUCUGCAUUGCCAAGGGCUCACCGCGUCCUCACAUCACUUGGUUCAAAGACGGCGUCGAAAUUUUUGCUCAUCAUUAUCUUCACAUUCACGAGUGGCCGAUCGGCGAGGACCGAGUCAAGUCCAAGAUCGAGAUCGACCCGGCCACCCAGAUGGACGCCGGCGUGUACGAGUGCACGGCGGACAACAUGUACUCCAUCGACCGCCGCUCCUUCAAGACUGACUUCUCCAUUGCCUUUGAUUAGACGUGCUACUGACGCCUGAGGCGUGUCUCGUGGUGCACCUGCACCGUGCCGUGCCUUUAUCGUGCUGCUUCCGAAGGAAACCUCAAAUCACUUUUUCCACAAAACACGUUUGUUUUAUUUGUUUUGUUUGUUAGUCAUAUUUGGCGCCUAGUUCACCAAUUUUAUAAUUGAGUUAAAUAGAAGAUGUUAAUCGAUUCCACUUCCCAUGAGAUUCGAAUAUAUAUAAUGUAUAUAUAAUAAACCUCGUAUAUUAUAAACCAGAAUAAUAUAUCAGUCGCGUGCACUGCGAUUUAAUUAAAAAGCUCUUACAAAUAGCGCACAGCCUGUGACGUCACAUCAUGAAGAAACCAGUUUAUUUGUUAGGUAUAACCGUUUUUCUCUCUCGUUGUAACACAAGAAAUCUAAUAAAAGUAUUAAAAUUUAAUAUGUACAUACAUUAAAAAAACGGGACAAGUGCGAGUCGGACUCGCGCACGAAGGGUUUCGUACCAUUACGCAAAAAACGGCAAAAAAAUCACGUUUUAUUGUAUGGGAGCUCCACUUAAUAUUUAUUUUAUGCUGUUUUUAGUAUUUGUUGUUAUAACGGCAACAGAAAUACAUCAUCUGUGAAAAUUUCAACUGUCUAGCUAUCACGAUUCAUGAGAUACAGCCUGGUGACAGACAGACAGACGGACGGAGAGCGGAGUCUUAGUAAUAGGGUCCCGUUUUAAAUUAUAUGUAGACAAAAAUGUUAGAGAAAAAUUGCGGCAAUAUAUUGAGGAGCUUAGCGGCACUCGAGCGGGUUGCUCAGUCGGAGGGCGGUGCUUCAAUAACAUCAGCUACGCUGAUGAUAUGGUGGUACUUAGCCCUUCGAUUUGCGCACUUAAUAAGCUACUGGCCAUAUGUGAAAGAUACGCAGAGGCACACGGCCUCAGGUACAAUUCUAAUAAGACUGAGUUACUGAUAUUCAAAGCCGGCACAAAAACAUACAGCAUAGUACCACCAGUUAUGUUAGGGGGCGUUCAGUUGAAAUUAGUAACACAGUUUAAGUACCUGGGGCAUUGGGUCACUGCGUCUCAAAAUGAUGACGUGGACGUGGAGAGGGAGCGCAGGGCACUAUCAGUGAGAAGCAACAUGUUGAUCCGCAGGUUUGCAAAAUGCACAACAAGUGUUAAGUUAACCUUGUUCUGAUCAUAUUGCCAAACUUUUUACACUUGCAGCCUGUGGAUCAACUGCACGAAGAAAGCUUAUAGUGCGCUGCGCGUCCUCUACAAUAACGCGUUCAGGAUGCUGAUGGGGCUGCCGCGGUACUGCAGUGCUUCUGGGAUGUUCGCGGAGGCACACACGGAUGAUUUCCAUGCCAUUAUGCGCAAACGCGUCGCGUCCCUGAUGCGCCGUGCGCGCGGCGGCACCAACGGGCUCCUGAGUGCGGUCGCAGGGGCAUAUGACAGCCCGAUAUUUGGCCACUGGGCGAAAUCGCACGCGCCACGUGCAGAUUUUAAAAAGUAUUUUUUUUAAUAUGUUUAGUUUAAGUUAGUUUUAAGUUUAAUAUUAAUUUAA